Messenger RNA from Hemiscyllium ocellatum (epaulette shark), 2173 nucleotides. Its product is annotated as membrane-associated guanylate kinase, WW and PDZ domain-containing protein 1-like. NCBI's taxonomy places the organism in Eukaryota, Metazoa, Chordata, Chondrichthyes, Orectolobiformes, Hemiscylliidae. Gene Ontology annotation, biological process: signal transduction. The record is from RefSeq and is a predicted model, not a curated record. Gene Ontology annotation, cellular component: cytoplasm. Gene Ontology annotation, molecular function: protein binding. The transcript has 7 exons. Bases 1 to 2073 code for a protein of 690 amino acids.
AUGGCUGUACUGCCUCCCAGCGGACCCUCCGGCACGAAGGAUACCGCAGCUCAUACCCGGUCCGGGGCCACCGAGCGCGGGCGCGGAGACCCGGACAGCGGGCAAGGCUCCAGCGCCAGUGCUGCCCAGGACACUGCAGCCGCCCCCCGGGGCUCCGGGCGAGCGGGGAGCGAGAGCAGCGAGCCGUGGUACGACGUUCCUACCCGGCACGGGGAGGAGCUGACCCUUCUUCCUUCGCCGAUGGAGACGGGAGACGAGGCGUCACUGGGGAGCUCCGUCCGAGCUGAUUCCCAGGAGGCUGACCGGAAGGCCCGGAGUGUCUCCAAGCCACGGGACAUCCCAGGGCUCAGCUCGCGACUGAACCCGUGCGACUCCCAGACCGAUUGGCUCCUUCCGGGAAGCGAUCCACAUGGUCACGAAUCCAGAGGUUCCCAUAGCGACCAGGAAGAGGCCAAGGGGGCUGAGUUCUACACGGUGGAUCUGAAACGUAGUCCGACAGGGUUCGGCUUCAGUGUGCGUGGAGGCCGGGAGUACGAUAUGGACCUGUACAUCCUGGGAAUGAUCGUGGGAGGACCAGCAAUGAGGAGUGGGAAGAUCAAGAUUGGUGACCAGUUGGUGGAGAUCAAUGGCGAGCCCACAAUUGGAAUGAGCCAUGCCCAGGCUGUGGAGCUGAUCCGACAUGGUCAGGACAGGAUCCACCUCCGGAUGCGCUCUGGGAAUGGCCAGGUUCCCGAAUUUGGUCCUGACAUGGAGGCCGAGACUGACCUUGGAGACGCUGCUGUGGUUCUCGACCGACAGGCGCACCCCCUCCCAGGCCCGAGGGGCGAAAGAGGGCUCCGUUCUGCGCGGGGCCAGGCCAGGCGGGAGUCAGUGGCCCCCUCCAGCCCCGAACACCCGAGGACAAGACAGCGGAGACUGUGCAGAGGCCUCUCCAAAGCUACAGAUGCCUGGCCUGUGGCUGGGGGUACCCGUGGACAUCGAAGGAACCAUCGCAGGAGACAGCGGGCUGACGAUGCUGGGCCUGAAACCAAUCUCAAGCCUCAGUCCCAGGCUCCCUCCACACAGCAGUCAGGCCUCAGGCCUAGGGCCCAUGAUAUCCCGGAUCCUUGCCAACCCCAGGCUGUCCCGGACCGCACCGCGCCCCGAGGUUUCGGUGUAUCAAAGGCCCAAACCUCCUCUGUCUACUCUCGGCCCCAGGCUCUCCUUGACCCUAGGCCCCAGGCUCUCCGCGACUCCAGGCCCGAUACUCAGGUGGAGUCCAGGGUCCAGACCCUCCCCAGCCACUCUAGGCCUCAGGCUCUCCUCGACUCCAGACCUGACACUCAGGUGAAGUCCAGGGUCCAGACCCUCCCCAGCCACUCUAGGCCUCAGGCUCUCCUCGACUCCAGACCUGACACUCAGGUGAAGUCCAGGGUCCAGACCCUCCCCAGCCACUCCAGGCCUCAGGCUGCCGUUGACUCCAGGCCUCAGGCUGCCGUUGACUCCAGGCCUCAGGCUGCCGUUGACUCCAGGCCUCAGGCUGCCGUUGACUCCAGGCCUCAGGCUGCCGUUGACUCCAGGCCUCAGGCUGCCGUUGACUCCAGGCCUCAGGCUGCCGUUGACUCCAGGCCUCAGGCUGCCCUUGACUCCAGGCCUCAGGCUGCCCUUGACUCCAGGCCUCAGGCUGCCCUUGACUCAAGGCCCAACGCUCAGGUUGAGUUCAGGGCGAGGCCUCCUCCCAGCCACGCUGGGCCCCAGGCUAUUCCGAACGACAGGCCCCUCUCCGAGGAGAGCACAGAAACAGAUUCGGAUGGCUGGGAGACGGAUUGGGAGGGUGCGUCCCGGUCGUCUGCAGAGGCCCCGGCGUUUGGCAGCUUCGAUGAGCAGAGGCAGUUCAGCUCCAUGAUUGGGAAGGGUCUCGAUCUCACCCGAGUGCCCCCGGUCUCCAGUAGCACGGGGAAGGAUACCGGCGCCCACUGUGGCAGCCGGAUGGCCAGCACAGACAGGCAGCCGGGCAAAGUGCGGGGGGUACUCUCUCCAGGCCCCUGGCUUCUGCCAAAGGGUGAGAAACACCUGGGCAUAUUAUGGAGGUAGCGUCCAAAGGGACAGGUGAGGGUGGUCAGGGGAGAGGAGAUGCCCCAAGUGGGGGAUCAGCCGCCCUCCUGCAAGGGUGUUAUAGAUCAGGGUGAGGCUG